Molecule: messenger RNA, 5362 nt
Organism: Myripristis murdjan (pinecone soldierfish)
Lineage: Eukaryota; Metazoa; Chordata; Actinopteri; Holocentriformes; Holocentridae
Gene: gopc
Product: golgi-associated PDZ and coiled-coil motif containing
Exons: 9
Coding region: 259-1593 (444 amino acids)
Biological process (GO): negative regulation of protein localization to cell surface
Cellular component (GO): Golgi apparatus; membrane; trans-Golgi network transport vesicle
Molecular function (GO): transmembrane transporter binding
Source: RefSeq, a predicted model, not a curated record
GUGUGGCAGAGUGUACUAGUUGAUCAUAACUACGACUGCGUAUGUCGGACUUCCUGGUCAGACGGGGCUCCUCGGGAGGAUAAAAAUACAUUAUUUAUCACACUUCACCUUGAAUUAUUAUACAUUCAAAGGCGUCGUGUUUAUUCCAGCUGUGUUGCUUUACACGGGGUUGAUAGAGAAAUCUGCCCGGAGGCUUGUUAACAUCCAAGUUAGCUCGUCAGCUACACCCCGUAGCCAGCUCACCGUCCUGCCCUAGUCAUGUCCGCCUCGGCCGGCUGCUCCCCGGCGGCCCAGAGCUCGGCCCUCGGACCCGGCAUGUCCAUGUUCCGCUGGCUGGAGGUGCUGGAGAAGGAAUUUGACAAGGCCUUCGUGGACGUGGAUCUGCUGCUGGGAGAAAUCGACCCGGACCAAGCCGACAUCACCUACGAGGGCCGGCAGAAGAUGACCAGCCUGAGCUCCUGCUUCGCCCAGCUCUGCCACAAAGCCCAGACCGUCUUCCAGCUCAACCACAAACUCGAGGCCCAGCUGGUUGACCUGCGCUCAGAGCUGCUGGAGGUUCAGGCCGAGCGAGCAGUGGUGGAGAGGGAGGUCCAUGACCAGCUUCUGCAGCUUCAUGCUCUUCAGCUGCAGCUUCAUGCAAAGCAGGGCCAGGCCGAAGACUCAGACUCCAUAAAAGACAGACUGCCUGCACCCACAGUAGAGGAGAUGGAACGGGAGCUGGAGGCCAGUAAGAAGGAGAAAUUGGCAGAGGUGAGGCUGGACGCAGAGGUGAGGUUGCACAAGAAGGAGAAUGAGGCCCUCCGCAGGCACAUGGCGGUACUGCAGGCUGAGGUGUACGGCGCCAGACUCGCCGCCAAAUACCUGGACAAGGAGCUUGCUGGCAGGGUGCAGCAGAUCCAACUACUGGGCCGUGACAUGAAAGGGCCUGCCCAUGACAAGCUGUGGAACCAACUGGAGGCAGAGAUCCACCUCCACCGCCAUAAGACAGUCAUACGAGCCUGUAGGGGGCGUAAUGAUCCAAAGAAACCUCUACCCUCGCCUGUGGGCCACGACCCCGACAUGUUGAAAAAAACCCAGGGAGUCGGCCCUAUCAGGAAGGUGGUGCUAGCCAAAGAAGAUCAUGAGGGGCUGGGCAUCUCCAUCACGGGUGGCAAAGAGCACGGCGUUCCCAUCCUGAUCUCCGAGAUCCAUCCAGGCCAGCCAGCGGAACGAUGCGGAGGUCUGCACGUCGGAGAUGCCAUCCUGGCCGUCAACAGCAUCAACCUGCGAGACGCCAAACACAAGGAGGCUGUCACCAUCCUGUCCCAGCAGAGAGGACAGAUAGAAUUCGAGGUGGUGUAUGUGGCUCCGGAGGUGGACAGUGAUGAUGAGAAUGUGGAGUACGAAGAUGACAACGGCCAUCGCUACCGACUCUACCUGGAUGAACUGGAGGAUGGAAACACAGCACAGUCGGCCAACAACUCGGCAUCACUGCAGGCUCUAGAGAAGAUGUCAGUGAGUGACGGACCAGAGAACGGAGAUACCGGGAUCUCCAGCGAGACGCCCUCGGAGGAAACCCCCUCCAAGGCUGCCGAGACAGACAGCUCCUGCUAGAGGCUUGGUGUGGGACUCCAGGCCUGGCCAUUGGUAUGUGGAAGGGACUACAGGAGCGAGUGGAUUACAGGCGGAAAAUCACUCUCUCAUUUAAAGAUUUCAAGAUUUCUGUGAGACAAGGAACAAAGGAAGAUGGAAGGAGGCGGUCUUGUUUCCUUAUUUCCUCUGGUGGAUGGGUGGUGAUGUUUUGAGGUAUAGUGCGGGGAUGUGGGGGUGAUUUAAGGUGAAAGUACCUGGUUUGAGUGGAAGCAGUGCUGUAAGACAGGAAGAGAAGACGGAUGGAUUGGACAGACUGAACUAUAUGUGUGAAUUUUUUGUUAUAUAUAGCCCACCUAUUACUUCUACUGUCAUUGAGAGACUGAUCUAAAUCCACAAGAUGGUUAUAUGAAUGAUCUCGCAAAAUGACAAAAGGAAGUAGUUGUCAAGUAGUUGUCAUGAAAAGACAAUGUCAUUAGGGAAGUGGGUGUAGGGGUGGGCUUUUGGAAAACCCUUUUUCUCCUUCUGUUUAGUUACUGAUGUGUUCUGUUCUUCACUACAAUAAAAAAAUACAGUUCCUGACAGGGACACGAGGAGGGGGUUAUCUAGUAAUAUCUGUGCCAAUAAUCAAACAUUUUUGUCUGAGCUGAAAUGAUGUUUUCUUUAACUUUGUGUGAGUGAGUGCAGAAAGAUAAUUCUAAGUUCACUGUGUACUGUUUGUUUGACUUUGGAGGAACAUUUUGAUUUUCUAGUGCACAUACCAUACUUUGUGAAAAGCUUACCACCGAUAUUGUGUAUUAUGUUGAUUCCUUAAACUUUCCGGCUUUAUGAUGAUAGAGGCAUCAUAAAACUGGAAAGCUUAUAACGUGUGCUUGCCAGGCAUGGAAAACCAACACAAAAUGAGUGACCAGUGAGGCUAGUGGUCAGUCUUAAUUAUUUUUGAGGAAAUAAUAAGUUAAUAAAAACAAAAUUCCCAGAUGACCCAAAUGGUCACUGUGCAAUCCUGUCUGUGCAAUCCUGCCUGUAGUCACCGUUGCACUUUUUUCCAACUUCACUUGUAACACAUUUGAAAGCAAGACAAGGUAAAUGGGUAAUAGUAUUGAAUAAUGUGCCUGUACAGGAGGUCAUUUUACCUAUUUGAAAUUACCCAUAUUGAAAGCCUAGGAGGGAGAAUUUUUACUCCUAGACUUCUUUGAAGACAAAAUGUUCUUCCAAAGUUAAAGCUUUUAAAGUUGGCUUUUUAAGAAUGAAAUUCAUCCAACUCCACCAGUGUGUCCCUUUCUGGGCUAGCAGUGUGAGCGCUCACAUUGUCCCGAUAUUUAGUUCUUUGGGAAAGACUGGUCCCUCAAAAAUAGUAUUUGAAAAAGCGGAAAAAUAACAUUGGGAUUGUCGCUCCGCUAACAGAGCGACAGUCACGUUAAUAGUACAGACGGGUUCUCGUCGAGGGCUUUCGGGUGCUGUAACUCCUCCCCUGGUGGCCAUACUGGGGGUCCUCGUGGGCGGCGGUGGCUAUAAGCCUGUGAUUGUGUUUCUAAAGCCACUUGUCCAUCUCAACAGAAAUGAACUAUUUAAUUUCUCUGCUAAUUUUUCCAAACCAUAGUCAGCAAUGUAUAAUUGGCUGACACUGCACUAUAGCUGAACGAGGCAUUACCUUUUUACUGGGGCUUAGUAAGAGUUAUAACUGAUGUCUAUGAGGAACAUGGCUUAUCUAAAAAAACCUUUAUUAACCAUGAGAUGAAGCACUGCCAAAGCCUCUAACGUUGUGGCAGAAAAUGGCAGAUUAAUGUGUAAAUAGGCUACAAUCUACAAUUGCACCUGUAACCCAUCUUGCAUCUUUGUAGUUACCUGACAAUUUUUUACUAAAUUGAAGAAAGUCAUUUUAAAUUAGAAUAAUCCUAAGUUAGAAUCAAAUCCAUUUUCAAGUGUAUAUAGGUGUUUCAUUCUUUUCAUAGUGGACAUCGUAUCACUAAACCUCCAUCUUUCAAACACCAUCUAUAUUGGCACUGUCCUCUCAGUGUUUGUCUGAUUAGGAUAGCACCUUGACCUUCGGGCAUCUCUAUAACAAACGGCACAGCUGACUCUGGAAAUGAGUUAUUAGGUUGUGUACGUUCAAUAGAAUAAGAUCAUAAUUUAGCUGCCUCUGACUAAACUUGCUAUUUUGAAGCUUUGAGCUUCAUAACUCGGCGCUUCAAGGAACAAAAUACUCAUGCCAAGCAACUUAUCCAGUUAACUUUUAUCCAUGUACAAGAAAAAAAAAAAAAACAUAACUGUCUGUGUUAUCACCUCUAUUUAUCACACUAGCUAAUGUAUUUUGUAGAAGCUAGUAUUAGUCGUGGCUGGUAGUCACAUGCCCAUUUUCAAAACAAUCUCCCGUGUCAGAGUAUUCACUUUUACUUUUAACACUACUGAGUAGAUCUACAGCCAUACCACAAGAGCCUUUUUAUGUUAGCUCUGUGUCCUUUUCUAGCCUUGUUAUAUAUUGAAGACAUUAAUCAACAGCCAACUCUCUGAUGGACCUCCAUGAUGAAGCCAAGCCGUGGUUGCUGGUAGAUAGCAAAGCCUCUGUCUGAGUACCCUCACCCUCAUCUGCUGUUUUUCUUCUCUGUCGAUGGUGAUGCAUGCAGACUGCACCCAGGCCUGUUUUAAUAUGACUGUUGUUCCACUUAACGAAGGACAUCAUAUUGAGACAAGCUGCAGGAGUCAUCAGUGUUAGGAGCGAGUGACAGCCACCAUCAUCUAAAGACAGAAGGAAAAAAAAAUGCAAAGAACAUUAGUAUUUGUCCUCGAUUUGAUCCCAAGCUGUUAACCCCGGUGUUGAAGUGAAGUUUACACGUCUGGCAUACAGUAUGUUUCUUGAAUUGGUGAAUAAAUCCCAAUUCCUAUUAAGGCCAGGCCUCCUUUGCCAAGGUGAUGGAUUAAUUUCCCAUGCCAUGCUAAAGCAAUACCAUAUAUUGGUAAGAUUCCUGCCUGUUACUGGUGAGUAGCACAUUAUUAGUUCCUUGUGUUUUCAUUGAUGUUGUUUUUUGUUUUUUGUUUUUUGUUUUUUGUUUUUCCUGUAUGCAAUGAAUAUAGGCUGUCGUCUUACAUUCUGUACGUGACCGGAUUUGUCAUUUAUAAUUGUGCCAUGUAGUUAAUAUUGAUAUUGCUUGCUAUUAAUGCUAAUUCUAUGCCCAGCUGCUUUGACCAAUCUUCUUUCCAAACAUGGGCCCCUAAACAUUGUGUUAUAUGAUAUUAAUGGUGGUCACAGACAAAAUAUACUGUCUAUAGUAGGUAAUAAGUAGAAAUGCAUUUUACAAGGAUAUGUUGGGAGAUUUGUUGUCUAAGACACUGUACAGACUAAUGUUCAGUUGCCAGAAAUUAAAAAAAAAUGUUGCAAUAUUUGUAUUUUUUGACACCUUUCCUAAAUGACAUACCUGUUUUGUACCAUACUUGCUGAUCUUAGUUAAUACAUCACCUCUUGUCCCUCACUAUGUCAUGUUUAUACCAAAACAUUACUAAACUUUAAAUGGUUUCUAUCAGAUUAAAGGUUUGUAUUUUGAUCCUCUGACUGGUAGCCUGACCCAGCUAUCCUAAUGAAAUGUGAAUACUAAACCCCACUUCACACUCGGAGCCUCGGUAAGGUCAAGGCCACAGCCCCUGUUCAUUGGUUUAUAAACAACGAAAGCUGUUCUUAGUGUUUAAAUGCUUUUAGGAUACUCAGGCCAGGUUUUUGCCUCUGCAGAACCAAAUAAUAUAUAAUGUACAAAUGCAAACAGGAAAGAACCUGAAUAAAGUAUAAUUGAUGUUGACUGUU